Cucurbita maxima (winter squash) is the source of this 2118-nucleotide messenger RNA. Its product is annotated as L-type lectin-domain containing receptor kinase S.4-like. The transcript has a single exon. Gene Ontology annotation, molecular function: carbohydrate binding; ATP binding; protein kinase activity. Bases 104 to 2068 code for a protein of 654 amino acids. Gene Ontology annotation, biological process: protein phosphorylation. The record is from RefSeq and is a predicted model, not a curated record. Lineage: Eukaryota; Viridiplantae; Streptophyta; Magnoliopsida; Cucurbitales; Cucurbitaceae. Gene Ontology annotation, cellular component: plasma membrane.
UAAGAUUCUACUCAUGAAUUUUGUUGGAGGUGAUCAUUGUCCUUUUUGAUCGACCAAUAAAUCACACUUCCUUUCCCUACCAUCAAACCUUAAUUUCUAGAUCAUGGCAUCCUCUGUUUUGUUCAUCACAAUUUUCUCUGCUCUAAUUUUUCUGUCCACCCAAACGCUGUCUCAGCACACCCAACUGUUCUAUCCUGGAUUCAAUGCAUCCACCAACUUGACUUUGAAGCAAUAUGCAGGAAUCGAGAACAAUGGAGUUUUGAGACUCACCAAUUAUUCCCCUGAUAUCAUCGGCCAGGCCUUUUACGCCACUCCAAUUCAGUUCAAAAACUCCUCCACCGCCGCACACGGUGGUAGUAGCAACGGCAAAGUUUUUUCUUUCUCCACCUGUUUUGCCUUCUGCAUCAUCCCUGAGGACGAUAACUAUGUCGGCCAUGGCUUCACUUUCGCCAUCGUACCUUCUAAAAAUCUUAGUGCUCUUUCACAGACGUAUCUCGGCCUCUUCAACAGAAAACCCUCAACCCAUAUCUUUGCGGUUGAAUUCGAUACCAUCCAGACUGUUGAGGUUAAAGACAUCGACAAUAAUCAUGUGGGUAUCGAUUUAAAUAGCUUGAUUUCCAAUGUCUCUAAACAUGCUGCUUAUUUUGAUGAUUCUGGUCAGCUUUAUAAUCUGACUCUCAAAAGUGGGAAGCCUGUUAAAGCUUGGAUUGAUUAUGAUUCUCGUGAAUUCACUCUCAAUGUUACGAUUUCCCCUUUUUAUUCAAAACCCAGAAAGCCACUUCUGUCGUACAGAGUGGAUCUUUCGUCAAUUUUUAAUGAAAAUAUGUACAUUGGAUUUACUGCUUCAACGGGUAUACUGGCUCAUAGCUCGCAUUAUAUUUUGGGGUGGAGUUUCGCCAUUAAUGGCAAAGCUCGAGAUCUUGAGCUCUCUUCGCUUCCAUUACCCAAACAGAGGAAAACAGGGGCGAAAAUCAGUCUCUCUGUUUAUUUGUCUGUAACAGCGGCGAGUUUUUUUGCGAUCUCUGUUUUCGCUUUUGGUAUUCAUUUCUUAAGGAAGCAUAAGAAAUCUAAUGAAAUCGAGCUGUGGGAGCUUCAAAUGGGACCCCAUCGUUAUUCCUACAGAGAACUCAAAAAGGGUACUAGAAAUUUCAGCGAGAAGGAGAUUCUUGGGUUUGGUGGAUCUGGGAAAGUAUACAGAGGAACCCUUCCGAUUUCGAAAACAGAAAUCGCGGUGAAGCGAAUUUUUCAUAAUUCGAAACAGGGUCUCCGGGAAUUUGUGACGGAAAUCGCUACAAUCGGAAGGCUCCGUCACCGGAAUCUGGUUCAGUUGCUCGGGUGGUGUCGGCGGGGGCAGGAUCUGCUUAUUGUUUACGAAUAUAUGGCGAAUGGGAGCUUGGAUAACUAUCUAUUCGACGAUCCGAAAACAAUUCUGAAUUGGGAACAGAGAUCCAAAGUCAUUAAAGGGGUUGCCUCUGCUCUGCUUUAUCUUCACGAAGGGUACAAACAGGUGGUGAUACACAGAGACGUGAAGGCGAGCAAUGUGUUGUUAGACGGCGAAUUGAACGGGAGAUUGGGGGAUUUCGGGCUUGCGAAGGUGUACGAUCAUGGGUCUGUUCCGGUUACGACUCGAGUCGUCGGAACUUUGGGUUAUUUGGCACCGGAGCUGCCAAGAACAGGGAAAUCAACGACGAGCUCCGACGUAUACGCGUUUGGGGCUCUGAUGUUGGAAGUAGUUUGUGGGCGGCGGCCAGUGGAGGUGAAGGCGUUGCCAGAGGAGAUGACGUUAGUGGAUUGGGUUUGGGACAAAUACAGAGAAGGGCGGCUUUUGGCCGUCGUCGAUCCGAAGCUCCGGGGAGACUACGACGAGGUUGAGGCGGCAAUGGUAUUAAAAUUGGGGGUUAUGUGUUCGAAUAAUGAACCGAAGCAACGGCCGAGUAUGAGGCAGAUUGUGCAGUGUUUGAACGGAGAAAUUGGCGUCGCCGACGAGUGGAAGGCGCCCGACGGGGGGAGCAACGGUGGGGCGGUGGGGGAUUUUGUCGUGUCUUUUACGUCUUUAUCCAUUACCUGAUAAAGCUCGCGUUAAUUAUUAUAAGCAUAAUUAUGCUAAUUUUCUCUUCU